Lycium barbarum (goji berry) is the source of this 1332-nucleotide messenger RNA. RefSeq lists its product as uncharacterized. The record is from RefSeq and is a predicted model, not a curated record. The transcript is spliced from 3 exons. Lineage: Eukaryota; Viridiplantae; Streptophyta; Magnoliopsida; Solanales; Solanaceae. Bases 604 to 1332 code for a protein of 242 amino acids.
UUAACUUUCUUAGACACACCACAAAGAUUCACUUAUUUUGAACCAGAGAAAGUAUGAUUUUUCUCAUAUUGUUUUUAUUUUGAAUCCGCCUCUGAUAAUAAAGUUCAAUGAUAAUAAUGAUAUCCUCAUGUCACUCUAACAUAUGUUGUAGAAGACCAAAGUUUGUGGUACAAAAUUGCUAAAGCACUCCACUUGAAUAUGCUGCCACUGUUUCUGUUAAUCCUUUGAGUGCCUUGAUGUAAUAAGCCAUAUAUUUUUUAAGGCUUAGUUGGUAACUUAAAUAAAAGAAGGAAAUAAAAAGAAAAAAAAUAGAAAAGAAGGAAGGUAGCCAAGCCCAAAAAGGAAAAGGAAAAGAAAAAAAAAAGACUUUAAAAAGUCUGAAGGCUAACGUGAAACACUACAAUAUGAAGGAACCAAAAAAAAAAAAAAAAAAGAAGAGGACGAGCAAACAGAGGGAGAGAAAACCAGCAGGAAAAAAAAAAGGGAGAAAAAAAGAAGAAAGGAGAGGAGAAAAAUAAGAACUUUCACCCCAAAUCAUCAAGAUACUGUUGUUGAGAACGAGGCUGGUAAUUGAAGACUUCGUGAGUGGAUUCUGUUGCUGAGAUGGCUAAGAAACGCGCAUCUUCAUCUGCUAAACGUGGUGCCGGACAGAGUGCUACCCGCGGUGGUAGACAAGCUAGUGCUCAUCAGACUAGAGCUCAGACUAGGACUCAUGCCACUCCUCAGCCUGAAGUUGUGAAUGGGGGUCAGCCCCGAGUUGCGUCAGAGCAAGUGCAGGAACAAGUGGUUCAGAACACUUCACCGGCACGAGUUGCCGCCCCUACUAUUGCUAUGCCCGCAGAUGUGGUGACCAGAUUAUUGAAUGUGUUGGAGGCAUUGGCGCCUAAUCAUGGUGGAAUUCCAGGUCCUCGGGCUACUUCACAAGCACAAGCACAAACUCAAGUUCAGUUGAAUGUUGCAGCUAAUCAGACACCUCAGUUGGCCCCUCAACAGGUUGUCCAGUCUACAGGGCAAUCUAAGGAGUUUAAGAAUUUCAUGGAUAUUAAGCCACCAGAGUUUGAUGCUUCACCUACUUUUAUUGAACCUCGGAAGUUCAUUGAUCGUUGUGAAAAGAUAUUGACUACGUUGGGGCUGAAGGAGACUCGUGGUGUGAAAUUUGCCACUUUCUUAUUCUCAGGGUCUGCAGAGUCUUGGUGGAUUUCAAUUCAGAGAGGUAGACAAGCAGGGUUACCACCUAUUACUUGGUCAGAAUUUUUAGCACUGUUUAAGGACAGGUUUAUUACAUUAAGCAAGCAAGAUGACAUGAGACGUCUGUUCAAUAAUCUGCGGUAG